AUGGAUCAUUUGAAGAGAUUAUCGAAAAUCGUAAAUGGCGAUAAUUCGAUAGCACCUUUCACGCUGACUUCAUUCAUUGAGCAGAGAUAUUUGGGUGUUUUGUUACGUUUCCGUCCGACGUUCAGCGAUGAUCGCUUCUAUUCGAAACGUAGCACAAUAGCGUUGAGUCUUUGUCAUAUGAUGCAAAUUAUUCACGAUGAAGGAACGAAUUUCUUAGAUACGACAGCGACAAAGAUGUUAGCCGUUUUACGAGUGCUCACACCAUUGGGACACCUAUCAAUUGCACCGUGGCGAACGUUUAUCGAAACCCUGUCUGAUGAGACUUUAUUAGCUCUGCUGCCGCAGAUUCUCGUUUCCGUAGCGCCUCUGUUGAAAUUCACUGAAGCUCGUGCAAUAUUGGUUUUUAUAUUCACAACGAAACGACUUCAGCUGUCG
This is a messenger RNA of Anisakis simplex (herring worm), 435 nucleotides long. Lineage: Eukaryota; Metazoa; Nematoda; Chromadorea; Rhabditida; Anisakidae. The record is from the annotation of a GenBank genome assembly.